Paramecium sonneborni is the source of this 807-nucleotide messenger RNA. The record is from the annotation of a GenBank genome assembly. Lineage: Eukaryota; Ciliophora; Oligohymenophorea; Peniculida; Parameciidae.
AUGUCUAAUGAGAAAUGGCAAUUUAAAUAAUCUUCAUUUAGAUAAAGUAAUAGCCCUUAAAAUCAUAUGUUAAUGGAUUCACCUAGAUUACUUUAAGCAAUCAAUAAUUAUUAAUUCUAAGAUUUCAUCAAAUCUCCUUAAAUCCUCUCUGACAUCUAUUCAUAAGAAAACAAUCAACCAUUUCUAAGUAGACAGAUCUCUUACCUUGAUUAAUUUGAUUAAGAAUCUUUUAUUCUUAAAUCAAGUAGAACAUUGAGUUAAGAAAAUGAAAAACAUGACUAAACUCAUGAUUAAAAAUUAUCCAACCAAAUAAUCUAAUGCUAGAAUAAUUAAAAUUGUUAAUAGCAUGUUGAUAAACAAUUAGAAUGUGUUAAUAGGCUUUAAAAAUAAAAGACUUAAGAAACACAAGCAUUUAAAUUUUAAAAGAAAAAUUCAAAUAAGUUCAGUGAAAAUACUUAAUAACCUUGUAAUUGCAAGAAUAGUGGAUGUCUCAAAAGAUAUUGUCGUUGUUUUCAUAGUGGAAGACUGUGUUUACCUGAAUGUCAGUGUUCAGAAGAAUGUUAGAAUAAUUAAUUUAAUAUAUAAGAAAGAAGCAAAGCUAUUGAAUAUGUGAAUCAAAAAUGUUAUAGAAAUAGAAAGAUUCCAAGAGAUACUCUAUUCAAAUUAGAUGUUAUAUAUGGAUGUUCUUGCACUAAAUCUAAAUGUAGAAAAAGAUAUUGCGAAUGCUUUUUAAGAAAUCUAAAUUGCACUCAAAACUGUAAGUGUUUUGAUUGUUGUAAUCACUCUAAUUUUAAUACAUCACAUUGA